Adineta ricciae is the source of this 1434-nucleotide messenger RNA. NCBI's taxonomy places the organism in Eukaryota, Metazoa, Rotifera, Eurotatoria, Adinetida, Adinetidae. The record is from the annotation of a GenBank genome assembly.
AUGUUUUUCAAGUUACUUGCUGCUAGUCGAAUCGUUAUACUUGAACGCAUCCGUACAUGUAUUUCUAACUUUUUAUAUGCUGUUGCCCAAUGUUGCUCAAUCACGGUGAAUGUGAACGAUCGUACCAUCAGACCGUUUAAAACCUUACGUGACGCUAUCGAAAUUAUCGAGCAUGAUGAACAAUUCACCGAACUUCAUCAUCUUUUACUUUCAUCACGUGUGACGUAUUAUGCUUGUAACAAAUGCCGUUUCUCAUCUAACCUGUUAUUAUCGACAUCUGAAGACAUCUGCAUUUACGAACAAGAUUCUGACAGCAGUGAAAUUUAUGGUACACCACUAUUAACUUCAUCUGAUGAAAUUCUUCAGUGUUCGAAUUGCAACGAGAAAUCAAAAAACUUGAUUCUGCCUGUUUUCAAACAAAUACAUCUAAAAUGCCCACCGAUUUUAAUGUGUCGUCUAUCAAAUGCAACACUGAAUACUCUAACAAACUUUCAUGUGAAGUUACCUGAUUAUUUACAAAACCGAUAUAUGUAUACGUCAAUAUCUGCGAUAUUGAUUGAUGGAUACAAUGCUUUGUCGGUUGUCAAAUUGAAAGAUAAUUCGACUUUCACAUCCACUCCAUAUGCAAAACCUGCUUCGAUUUCAAAAUCCGAAACCAAUGAUAUAUUUCAUACGGCACGUAUAGUAAUCGUCUUUUUAAAGCAGGAAUUGUGUGUCAACAACGAUGAUAGAAGUUCUCCACCACGACCAGUUUCACCGUUACAUCAGCCAACAACAGUAAGACCUGACAAAUUUGUACUCAAUCAGCCGGUGACAAUUCAAUUAAUAGACAAAAACACACAGAUGAGAUUUUAUUGUCAUGUUCAAAAUAAACAAUUAGGCCGUUCACGUACAACUACUCAGGAACAGGACCAACGAAUCGUUUCGCUCGCUGACCAGCAGACAUUGGCCACGGCGCAAGACAUUGCAAACCAGUUGAAGCGGGAACGAGUCAAUGUGAGCGAGAGAACCGUGCGACGGCGCCUCAAUGAAGCUGUUGCGAAAUACAAUAAGCCAAUUUCAAAACCAUUACUUACUGAACAGCACCAAGAAAGACGUUUAGAAUGGGCUCUUACUCAUCAGGAUAUGGACUGGAACGAAGUGAUAUUUUCUGACGAGACCACUAUCUGCCUGAAUUCGGUGAAAGGACUAGUUUGGAAUUUACCAGGAAAAAAGAAAGUCGUUCGUACUGUCAAGUAUCCAAUAAAGGUGAAUGUUUGGGGGUGUUUCUCAAGUAAGGGCUUCGGUCGUAUCCUCUGCUUUCGACAGAACCUUGAUGCAAGAUUCAUGUGUACCAUUUACAAGCACGGUCUCUUGCCAGCAGCCUACAAACAAUUUGGUCGUGACUCGACGUCCUGGAAACUGCAAGAAGACAAUGAUCCCAAGCACAUGUGA